Messenger RNA from Sitodiplosis mosellana (orange wheat blossom midge), 1540 nucleotides. Its product is annotated as cubilin. The transcript has a single exon. The coding region runs from base 1 to 1443 and encodes 480 amino acids. Gene Ontology annotation, molecular function: serine-type endopeptidase activity. The record is from RefSeq and is a predicted model, not a curated record. NCBI's taxonomy places the organism in Eukaryota, Metazoa, Arthropoda, Insecta, Diptera, Cecidomyiidae.
AUGAAUUUAAGGUGUGUGUCACUGCACAAAAAACACUUUCUGAUGUCAUCAAUGUCAGUUUCCGAUUGCAUUCCAAAGACUGAAGAAGUGAAAAAUACGCAGCGGUUCACCGUAAAAAGAUAUCCAGAAAAAAUGGGUUACAUGUUCAAACGCACUUUCGAUUUUAUUUUGCUGCUAUUAGUGAUGGUUACGGCCUUCGAUUACGUCUUAAGUCAAAGUGAUUCAUACACGAUUGGAAUUCAUCAGAUCAAAAGUGCAAAUUUUCCGAGGAAAUGGUCUCGAAAUGAGUUGAGCAGUGAUUUUUGUGGUGGCAUUUUUCGCAAUAAGCAAGUCGUAAUUAAAUCACCACGUUAUCCAAACAAAUAUCCCAAGAACGAAAACUGUGAAUAUGUAUUCUACUCACCUUUUGUGUGCACCAACGAGUUUCACAUUCAAUUUUUAGAUUUCCAAAUAGAGUCAUCGCUUAGUUGUUCGAAAGAUAAAGUACUCAUUGGAACUGAUGAAGUUUUGUGCGGGCAAGUUAUUGGAAUUAUGAAGUACAAGGCCAUAAAUGGUACACUUCGAAUUAAAUUCAUAAGUGAUGAAACAAUCGAAAAUAAAGGCUUUGAAUUGCUCGUGACUCGGCUGCCGUGCUCCUUGAAUAAUUCAAUUGAUGAUGGUAGUUUCAGUGAAUCAUCGACACAUUCAGUGAUAAACAUUCCAUCCUCUAAGCCCCAUUUAUUACCCGUGACUCAAAUCUUUCCAGUGCAAAGACAAAAUAAUAAUGUCGUUCCAAUAACAUCAACAUUAGAAAAUGUAGUAGCAAACGCCGAAGUGGAAAGUGUUCCAGAGACCACUAUUGUAAAACCAAUCUGCAGUAGUCAAACACAGCAACAUGCGGCUUGGCCAUCAUCUUCAUUUUAUCCAUCACCACUAGCGCUGCCGGUAGUGUCGCCGCUCCCGAGCUGCUGUACUAACGUAUACAAUCAGCAAAAGUUUUACCUAAUAAGUCCAGGUUUUCCGAACGUACCAUUCCCCAACGAUUGUUUAUUUUUCAUCGAACGAAUCCACCCAAAUAUUUGUCGUCUGCGAAUUGACUUCAAAUAUUUCCUUUUGGGUGACUGGCAACAGCGUCAAUGCACUCACAGUUUUGUGGAAAUUGACGGUCGGCGUUUUUGUGGCUGCAAAAGUGGCACCAUAUACUUCACACAAUGGGGACCAUCGCCAAAACCGAUCCGGUUUGCCAAUACACUACGAUUUGGUGGCAUUCAGGGUUUCAUUUUAGAGAUUACUCAAGAAGCAUGCCCAUACAGAUCGGUGGCAAUUCAAACGUUGCCGGUAAAAAGUCAAUUAGUACACAUGAACGACCCACGGCGAUGUUCACUCAACUACAUCUCUUGGUUGAACCAUAAUACAAAUCAAGAACUUUUGGCUAGAUCGAUUUGCAUUCGAAAUCAUGGUUGAGUUGAAAUGAAUAAAAAACAUCCUAGAAGUAGACUAAUGUCGAAAAUGUAUUUACAACAACUGAUAAUAAAUCUAUGUGGUAUGGUUUUCAUUUGAA